AUGACCUCGGCCUGUCCAGGCGACAAGUGCACGGACGACGAGUGUUUUCGCUCGUCCAAGUCGAUUCAGCACUUACUGGACAAUAACAAGAAAUGGCGGGAAGACUUGAUGAAACAGGACUCGUCGCUAUUCGACCGAACGGCUGAAGGGCAGCACCCGUCGUACCUCUGGAUCGGGUGUUCCGACUCUCGCGUCCCGGCCGAAGAAGUCACGGGACUCGUGCCGGGGGAGAUGUUCUGCCAUCGCAACGUGGCCAACUUGGUGGUCACCAACGACAUCAACAUGCUCUCGGUCGUCCAGUAUGCGGUCGAGUCGCUCGAAGUCAAGGACAUUAUCGUGUGCGGCCACUAUGGCUGUGGAGGCGUCAAGGCCGCUAUGGAGAACAAACACAUUGGGAUCCUGGACACGUGGCUCCGCACGGUUCGGGAUGUCCAUCGCAACCACAAAGAGGAACUUGACGCCCUACCAAAUGAUGAGGCGCGGUACCGACGGACGGUCGAGCUCAACGUGAAACAGCAGUGCCUGAACAUUUUCAAGAUGAACGUCGUCCAGCAUCGCAUUGGGCGUCCCAAUGAGCCCAAUAUCCAUGGCCUUGUGUACGAUAUCCACACGGGUGGAUUAAAGGAGCUCAAGGUGAACUACUGCGGCUACUUUUGCAAACUUGUGGGCGACGACAGUCUCCAUGCGUUUCCCGAUGGUGAACCUACAAUGGGCUUGGCCCAUCGACGCCGAAAUACCAUCUUGGAUCUUGGAGACGGGCUCGAGCGAAAACCAGGCUUGGUUCGCACUCGAUACAUGGCUCGCAUGCUCAAACGCGAGACCGAUCUUUUUACGCCAGAGGAAGUGGACGAAGCCAUUGCAGCGAUCAGGGGGCAGAUGGCGGAUCCCUUCAGUGCUUUCAUGAAUAUCAAGGACCUCAUUGCUUACUUUGCGCCCAUGAAGCCCAGACAGUCAGAGUAG
Peronospora matthiolae is the source of this 960-nucleotide messenger RNA. The record is from the annotation of a GenBank genome assembly. Lineage: Eukaryota; Oomycota; Peronosporomycetes; Peronosporales; Peronosporaceae.